ACAACACAGGAACAAAAAGAAUAAAAAAUAAAAAAAACUCAGAAACCUUAAUAUCUUGUCGCUCCUUACACACACACAAACACAGAUUCAGAGAAUCGAAUUGAAUCCGUUUCGUAACGUAUCAUGUCUCAUCAUCGUCAUCGUCAUCACCAUCACCAUCACCAUUCCUCCAAUCCCUUCGCGUCUUCCACUCACUCCGAUUCCGAUUCCGACUCAGUGAGUUGCUUCGUCACCGAUCUCUUCGAAUCUCGCUCGCGCCUCUGCUCCUGCGACGACACCGACAUAAACCCCUUCUCCGGCGCCGUCUGCGACCUCCAUCGCACGGACCAGGUGUUAGGGUUAGGGUUAGGGUUUGGCGUCGAAGUCCACGCCCCGAGCCAGAACGACGAUGGCAAUCGCGAUAGCGUUUUCAAUUUCGAUGGUUCGGACGGGCUUAGGGUUGUAGGGUUUGGUUCGGAUUCGGAUUCGAGUAGCGAGGAGGGUGGGGAUAGGGUUGGUGGCGGGUUUGAUGAUUUCGAUGUUCGGUUGUGUUGGGAUAGUCUCUGUUUGGAGGAUCAGAGGACGCUGAAUGAGAGCUUUGAAUGGGAGGAGGUGGAGGAGAGGGUGAGUGAGAGAGAGGAUUUGGGUUUGGUGGUUGAUGAGGUUGAAAUUGAAGGUGGUGAUGAUGGGAAUUCGGUGGCGUCAGGGUUUACAAACGCCGCCGAGGAGGAGGAGGAGGAGGAGGAGGAGGAGGACGCCGGGGAAGAGGCGCUGAGGUAUCUUGAAUGGGAAAUUCUCUUGGCGGUUAACAAUUCAGAGAGGAAUGUUAAUAAUGCUGGUGGGUUGGAGCAUGAGGGAAGUGUUGGUGGUGCUGAUUUGGUAACAAUUCAGGAUGGUUAUGUGUAUGCGGCGGAGUAUGAUGUUUUGUUUGGGCAGUUUCUUGAGAAUGAGAAUGCUUUGAAGGGAAGCCCUCCUGCGGCGAAGAGCGUUGUGGAGAGCCUCCCGUUGGUGGAGCUGUCCAAGGAGGAGUUGGAGGGGAAGAGUGUGGCGUGUGCCAUUUGCAAGGAUGAGAUUUUGUUGGAGGAGAAGGUCAGGAGGUUGCCCUGCUCUCAUUGUUAUCAUGGGGAUUGCAUUUUUCCGUGGUUGAGCAUUCGCAACACCUGCCCGGUUUGUCGGUUUGAGCUGCCCACCGAUGAUCCGGACUAUGAGCAGAGGAAGGUCCACAGGGCUGCUCAUGGUCUGUUGGAGCUUGCGGCGGCACAGAUGCAAUUUUGACUUGUUGUUGCUUCAGGUCGUUCGCUCGGUCUUGUGUAAAUAUCAGUUUGCUUUGUCUCGUGUCCAACUGAUGAUGAGAACAAAUCUUUUGUAAGUAGUUUUUGUGUUGUGGUGGUUUUGGAAUAAGUUACAUACCAUACUGCAUGCUCUGGAUAUACCCAAAAUGAAUGCCUGUCAAUACUCAGUUUAUAUAUAUGAAAAAUUGAAGUGUACCACAAGAAGUAUCAUGUUAAUGGUUUACUGUUUCUUUUAACGAACUUGUGUUAUAAUUUUUUUUAUUUAUGCAGCUCUGUGUUCAGAAUCAUGAUGUAUAAAGUGCUGGCUAUUUGUAUAUGUAUGGUUUAAUUUACGUUAUGCUAAUCCUUUCGCAAUAGAGUUGCAUUCUAAGGAAAAGGAAAAAACACUUGUAUUAUUACUCCUUAGCUUAAUGUUAUUGUAAAUGAAAGAUCUUAUUCCA
Molecule: messenger RNA, 1711 nt
Organism: Cajanus cajan (pigeon pea)
Lineage: Eukaryota; Viridiplantae; Streptophyta; Magnoliopsida; Fabales; Fabaceae
Biological process (GO): protein ubiquitination
Cellular component (GO): cytoplasm
Molecular function (GO): ubiquitin protein ligase activity
Source: RefSeq, a predicted model, not a curated record